UAAAUUUAAUGAACAAAGAGUGAAGUCCAUACACCACAGAGCAACGGUCAGCUUUUUCCAUUCAGUCUCUUUCUCACUCUCUGCUUUUUCUUAGCUCUUUGCAGAAAAGAGAUUUUGGAAGGACAGAAAACAAUGGUGGAAUCCAAGUUAACGUACGAGGAAUGUAGGAGACAGAGACUGGAAGAGAACAAGAAAAGAAUGGAGGAGCUUAACUUAAGCAAGCUUGCUCAGUCUCUGAAAACUUCGAGUCCAAAGUCAUCUCCGGUGAAGCGGAUAAAGCCCAAACCUUGUCUGCCAGUGGAACCUUCUUCAGUGCCACUCAGAAGAUCCAGCAGAGUUGCAGACAAACCUCCUAGCUCUUACAAGGAAGUUCCGCUGGAACCCUUGGGCAGGCUAAGAAGGAGCUAUCAAAGAAGAGAUUUGCUGAAUCGACAAUAUGCUUCAGAUGAAGUAAGACAAUAUGCAAUUGACAGAGCAGAGCAAAUUCAAUCUGGAUUAGACUCAGACUGGCCAAGUUUUGUGAAGCCCAUGUUCCAAUCACAUGUCACUGGAGGCUUUUGGCUGGGUCUGCCGGUGCAAUUUUGUAAAACGCACCUGCCUCAUUGUAAUGAAAUGAUAAGUUUGGUGGAUGAGGAUGAAAAUGAGUUCCAAACAAAAUACCUUGCAGAUAAAACUGGUCUUAGUGGUGGAUGGAGAGGUUUUUCCAUUGAGCACCAGCUGGUUGAUGGGGAUGCAUUAGUCUUCCACUUGGUCAGGCCAACACAAUUUAAGGUAUAUAUUACUAGAGCAUACGACACUAAAGACGAGAAAGAGAGAGAAGGAGAAGAAGAAGAAGAAGAAAAAGAUUUGGAUGUCACACCGUCGGGAAGGAGAGCAAAACGAAGAAGACCAAGGUUCACAGGUGGGAGAGAAGGAGAAGAAAAAGAAAAGGAAAGAGAGAGGGAAAGUGAAAUGAUAUGCAGGAAUUGUGAGUCUUGGGUACUCCGGGAGUGCUUGAAAUUGUUGCCUCAUAAUCAAGUUCAUGUACAAUUGCUAUUUGGCAGGCAAAACGUAGCUUUGGAUGUGGCAGAACAGAAGCUAGCUAUACAAUGGGGAUUAGGAAUUGGAUGUUUGGUGUAUCAUCUUUUUUUCUCUCCAGCUGUAGAAGCUUAUUUUAUUCAUCAAGUGCUUUUCAGUUGUCUGUCUUUUUGCAGUACAUAAAACAUUUGCCAGAAAUUCUCUGUUUUUUACUUUUUUUUUUUUUUUUUAAAUUGGUUAUUGCUCUUAAUACAAAUUUUAAUUAAAAUGUCAGAAUUUAACUCAGCAAUCCAAUACCAAGUGUUGGAUGAAACUCUAUUUUUUUUUUUUUUAAUUUCUGAAGUUUAAUAUUAGAAAUCCCAUUUUUCACUUUUUUGUUUUUUGGUUCUGAAAUUGGUUAUUGCUCUUAAUACAAAUUUUAAAUUAAAAAUGUCCGAAUUCAACUCAGCAGUCCAAUGCCAAAUGUUAGAUGAAACUCCAUUUUUCAAAUUAAACUUCUUUUUUUCUUUUUCCUUUUUUUUUUUUUUAUCUGACCGAACAAUUCAAGAAGAGCACAUUUCUACAUCACCGCAGCACUUGAUCCUAUACAAAUAUCAAAAAAUCUUUGAAAAAAUGGUUAAGGAGAAUGCCCCCAUGCAGGAUCGAACUACAGACCUUCAGUUUACAAGACUGACGCUCUACCACUGAGCUAUAGGGGCAUUUUGGCUAACUGCCAUCAUGAAUGUAAGGAUCACUAUUUGUAUUGCUGUUAUUGCCUCAUACAACCUUUAU
Ziziphus jujuba (common jujube) is the source of this 1788-nucleotide messenger RNA. RefSeq names its product B3 domain-containing protein At3g19184. The record is from RefSeq and is a predicted model, not a curated record. Gene Ontology annotation, molecular function: DNA binding. The coding region runs from base 133 to 1200 and encodes 355 amino acids. The transcript is spliced from 7 exons. Lineage: Eukaryota; Viridiplantae; Streptophyta; Magnoliopsida; Rosales; Rhamnaceae.